Molecule: messenger RNA, 849 nt
Organism: Pochonia chlamydosporia 170
Lineage: Eukaryota; Fungi; Ascomycota; Sordariomycetes; Hypocreales; Clavicipitaceae
Product: NADH-ubiquinone oxidoreductase-like protein
Exons: 2
Coding region: 1-849 (282 amino acids)
Molecular function (GO): NADH dehydrogenase (ubiquinone) activity
Source: RefSeq, a predicted model, not a curated record
AUGUCUCGAAGCCGGACGCUAGUCUCGGCCUUGCGGCCAUCAACAGCCGUGAGCGGCAAGGCCGUCCGCGCCUUUUCUGUGUCGGCCGCUCAGCUCGUCAACAUGCCCAAGGAGGCUGAGAACCUGCGAAAGGCUCCUCGAGAUCACAUUGGAGUGCUGAAAGCUCCGCUUGUCAACCCGGCCGACAAGUAUCAGAGCAAGUCGGAUAACAUGCACCGGUAUGGAUCAUGGCUUAUGGGUUGCAUGCCCAAGUACAUCCAGCAGUUUUCGGUCUGGAAAGACGAGCUCACCAUUUACAUCUCGCCUUCCGGUGUCAUCCCCGUCAUGACCUUCUUGAAGUACAACACUGCCGCCGAAUUCACCCAAAUGAGCACCAUCACUGCAGCCGAUUUCCCCACGCGCGACAAGCGAUUCGAAAUUGUAUACAACCUCCUCUCCGUCCGCCACAACUCCCGUAUCCGCGUAAAGACCUAUGCGGACGAGGCGUCCCCCGUACCCAGUGUCACCAGCCUCUACGGUGGCGCCAACUGGUACGAGCGCGAAGUCUAUGAUCUGUUCGGUGUCUUCUUCGCCGGCCACCCUGAUCUGCGACGUAUCAUGACCGACUACGGUUUCGAGGGACACCCUCUUCGCAAGGAUUUCCCUCUGACGGGAUACACAGAGAUCCGCUACGACGAGGAGAAGAAGCGAAUUGUUACCGAACCUCUCGAGCUUACCCAGGCGUUCCGUAACUUUGAGGGUGGUUCUAGCGCGUGGGAAAUGGUUGGUCCUGGUGAGGACCGCAGACCAGACUCUUUCAAGCUGCCUACGCCUAAGCCGGAAGAGAAGAAGGAGGAACCGAAGAAGUAG